AUGCUCUACUCCGCCUCCGUCGACAGCCCACUUCGGUCUCGGAAGCAGCGUGUCGACCUCCGACUGCAAUCUCCGUACUCCUCCAACACCCCAACGCAAAAAGCGCCCAUCGAAGUUGGUCACCGUCCGGUCGUGCAAUCGGACAUUGAUUUUUGGUCCAAGCUAGGCAGAAUGCACGAAAACCUUGGCGUUACUACUGCCUCUCCAACCGUGUCGAUACUGAAGUCUCGGCCCAAGUCGCCAGUGGUAGAGGUCAAUUCUUCACCCGUUAGUACAAGCCCAGCGCCUUCCGGUUUAUCGUUUAAGGCCUGUAAAGAGGAGACCCCAGGUGUUGCCGUCGACGACGAUGAUUCUGAGGUUACAAUCAACCCUCACACGCUUCAUAUCAUUAAAGAGAAUUUGGAUGCGUCGACGAACUCCGAAGCCGGCUCACCUCCCACUCUCCCACCUACCGAUCGUCUACACAAGCACCUCAACUCGUCCGUUUUCACCUUCUCGCCGCCUGUACGAACCUCCUUUUGUUUUCGAACGCAGGAUUCUAGUCGUCGUGGCGCUUCGAACCUUGCAAAAAUGGACGAGGUCGCUAAGGCCUUGUGCUUGGGCUCGUAUUUCACCUUCUCGUCCCCCGCCACGUAUUUCCUCAACAAACUUGCGGCUGCUGCCCCAACGUCCUCGUCAAUUCAAGAAGAGGAGGGGCAGGAGGAGGAGCACGAAUCAUUUGGCUUCAGCACCCUACCAGACAACGAAGACACCACUGAAUGUUACUCCCAAGUUGACGAACCAUCGCACUCCUCACCUGGCUCCACUUCUGCCUGCGCCGAUGAUAUUUCUCCUGCCGAUGGCGAUGGCAACAUACUGGACGACGACGAGACGGAAUCGAACGUCGUGCAAACGGAGGAUGGGGGCAGCACCGACAUUUUCACACCCCGGCGGUCAAAGCGAACCGUCAAACGACCUGAACGUUACCAUUUUUGA
Messenger RNA from Mesocestoides corti, 975 nucleotides. Lineage: Eukaryota; Metazoa; Platyhelminthes; Cestoda; Cyclophyllidea; Mesocestoididae. The record is from the annotation of a GenBank genome assembly.